CUGACUGCCGCCCCCACCCCCUCCCCCGACCAAAACCCAAGCAAACCCUAGAUCCGCCGCGGCCCCCUCCAACUCCGGCGACGCCCUCCACCCGGCAGACGGAGAAGAUGCCGAACCUCGAGUGCCGGAUGUACGAGCCGCGGUUCCCGGAGGUGGACGCCGCGGUGAUGAUCCAGGUCAAGCACAUCGCCGACAUGGGCGCCUACGUCUCCCUCCUCGAGUACAACAACGUGGAGGGCAUGAUCCUCUUCUCCGAGCUCUCCCGCCGCCGCAUCCGCUCCAUCUCCUCGCUCAUCAAGGUCGGCCGCCAGGAGCCCGCCAUCGUGCUCCGUGUCGACCGCGACAAGGGAUACAUCGACCUCUCCAAGCGCCGGGUCUCCGAGGAGGAGGCGCGGUCCUGCGAGGACAAGUACAACAAGUCCAAGCUCGUGCACUCCAUCAUGCGCCACGUUGCCGAGACCCUCGAGAUCGACCUCGAGCCCAUCUACCAGCGCAUCGGCUGGCCGCUAUACCGCAAGUACGGCCACGCAUUCGAGGCCUUCAAGCUCAUAGUUGCUGACCCCGACGCCAUCCUCGAUGUGCUCACCUACGAGGAGAGGGAGACCGGCCCUGACGGACAAGAGGUGACUAAGGUGGUGCCUGCUGUCACCCCUGAGAUUAAGGAGACCCUGGUCCAGAAUAUACGGAGGAGGAUGACACCGCAGCCACUCAAGAUCCGUGCUGACGUCGAGAUGAAAUGUUUCCAAUUUGAUGGGGUGCUCCAUAUUAAGCAAGCCAUGAGGAAAGCUGAAGCUGCUGGGAACACUAAUUGUCCUGUGAAGAUUAAGCUGGUUGCUCCUCCACUUUAUGUUCUGACUACACAAACUCUCGACAAGGACCAAGGCAUCUCAGUUCUCACUGAUGCAGUUAAAGCAUGCACAGCAGAGAUUGAAAAACACAAGGGAAAGUUGGUAGUGAAAGAAGCACCUAGAGCUGUGAGUGAGAGGGAAGAUAAGCUAUUGAACGCCCAGUUGGAUACCCUGGUUGAGCAAAAUGCGGAGGUUGCUGGUGAUGAUGACAGUGAAGAUGAGGAAGAUACAGGAAUGGGCGAUAUCGAUCUCACAAAUUCUGGCGUCCAUGCGGACUGAGUCUACAUUAGUCGAUUUGGAUGAGAUUCGUUGUAUAGCAUCAGCCAAGAUCCUAGAUCAUCCUAUUUAAAAGCUCUUUGAAUUUGCUGGUAGUGUCAUCUUAGAUGUUCAUCGGCCAGUGCUGGGCUUUACUUUGAUUGAGAAGCACCUGUUUUUUUUUCUCUCUCUUUGGAGUGAAAUAUAGUUUUGUUGUUAAACAAGUGUUUUUGAUGCUUAGUCUUGGCAUGCAAAAUGUUAUCAACAGGUGUUUUUCUUUCCAGUUUUGCUGGUUGUUCUUUGUACACAUGCGAAAUGUUACUCCGCCCCAAUCCUUUGUGUUUGUUAUUGCUGGUUAUUAUUUUCA
This is a messenger RNA of Triticum aestivum (bread wheat), 1470 nucleotides long. RefSeq names its product eukaryotic translation initiation factor 2 subunit alpha homolog. The coding region runs from base 108 to 1127 and encodes 339 amino acids. NCBI's taxonomy places the organism in Eukaryota, Viridiplantae, Streptophyta, Magnoliopsida, Poales, Poaceae. Gene Ontology annotation, molecular function: translation initiation factor activity; ribosome binding; RNA binding. The transcript is spliced from 5 exons. Gene Ontology annotation, cellular component: eukaryotic 48S preinitiation complex; eukaryotic translation initiation factor 2 complex. The record is from RefSeq and is a predicted model, not a curated record. Gene Ontology annotation, biological process: translational initiation.